AGAUAGAUAGAUGUUUUAUAUGCUCUCGUAUGAGCAUCUAUGAAAUUUGAUCUUUCAUAUUUUUAAAAGAUUAGUGUAAAAUAAAAGAAUAAUAAUAAAUGAAAUCACCUCGAGCUCUAUAUAAACGAGUCCAGCCUUACAAAAUUAUAUCCGUGCACAAAUAAGUUCAUUUACACUGACUAAUCUAUAAUUUUUGCACUAAUCAUGAGGAGCUUCAUUUUAACCUCAACACUCUUUGUAGCUCUGCUAUGCUUUGUCUCUCUCCCGAUUUCAACCGUUGGUUUUCGAAAGAUACCGUGGCCUAAGCCAUCAGAACUAGUGGCAAGCCACGGCAAAGUCUCUGGCCGCCUAAGAGACUCUAAGAUUGGUUCGGCUACCUCUUCCGUAUCAGACUCUAACGCACCUCUAUCACCCCCAAGAUUGCUACCGGGAUUUCCCAACAUCCCGUGGCUUCCUAACAUCCCGGGAAUUCCCAUCAUCCCAAUCCCGGAAAUACCAAACAUUCCAAGGAUUCCUAACAUUCCGGAAAUACCAAACAUCCCAGGGCUUCCUAACAUUCCGGGCCUCCCUAACCUCCCAGGAUUUCCUAACCUCCCUAGACUUCCGGGACUUCCUCCUUUACCGCGGGUCCAAUCGGAAGUUGUAUCGAAAUCGGCUAAAGUGGAGAAGUGCUUGACGAAAGAUGGAUCAAAGACCUCAGAGAAAUGCUUUUCACAAAUAUUGUCUAGCUCGGCAAAGAAAGAUAUCGCAUUGGACAAGGAGUGCUGUGAGAUUGUUGUGAAUAUGGACAAGAAAUGCAAUAGGCACGUUCACAUGUUGUUCAAGAGCCCAUUCAUUGUUCCUCUUCUUCGAUACUCGUGUCACAUCAAGCACACCAAAGUCUAAGCGAGUCCCUCCAAUGGAUAUUUAGUUAUAUAUGUUUGCCGUAUAGAGUAUGCGUCAUUUCCAUAGUUUCCUGUCGUGAUAAUCUCAUGGACUUAUUGUUGGAGUAUUUACUACUCUUAACUCAUCUCUUAGAAUUCUACACAUCAUCUCUUAGAAUUCUACACAUUUAUCUCUUGCUUUGACCAUCUCUAUGUCUCUUCGAUUCUCUCUAUGUAUUGUGUAUAUAUAUAUAUCUGUAAUCCUUCUGUUUCAAUCAAUAAAAUAAGAGAUUCUCUUCUAUUCUA
Molecule: messenger RNA, 1169 nt
Organism: Arabidopsis lyrata subsp. lyrata
Lineage: Eukaryota; Viridiplantae; Streptophyta; Magnoliopsida; Brassicales; Brassicaceae
Product: RNA-binding protein 12
Exons: 1
Coding region: 205-885 (226 amino acids)
Source: RefSeq, a predicted model, not a curated record